Messenger RNA from Trichoderma gamsii, 1683 nucleotides. RefSeq lists its product as hypothetical. The record is from RefSeq and is a predicted model, not a curated record. The transcript is spliced from 2 exons. NCBI's taxonomy places the organism in Eukaryota, Fungi, Ascomycota, Sordariomycetes, Hypocreales, Hypocreaceae. Bases 1 to 1683 code for a protein of 560 amino acids.
AUGAGCCUCUACGACUCCGAGGACGACAUCAGCGUCCGCGUCGCUCGCCACGACCGCUCCCCGCCCGCUGUGCGCUACGUCUCCAGCCCGCCGGUGCGGGGACCUGUGUACGAGUACGGCACCACGCCCAGCUAUCUUGGCCCUGAGCAGCGCACCACCGUCCUCGCCGCACACCUGCGCAACCGAUCGCCUCCCCGUGAUCCUCGUGAUCCCCGUGAUUUUCGCGAGAGCCCUCGCAACAGCCGCACGGCCGUCGGAGCUGGAGCUGGAGCUGGAGCUGGGGCGCCGGUGCCGCCUCCUCCCGCGCCGGCCCCCGCGCCCAUCAUCAUCAACAACCGCAUCUACAACGAGCACGACUCGGACGAGGAGGAUGAGUUCUACCGUCGCAGCCGCAGGCCAGCGGCAGUGCCCGUCGUCUAUCGCCGCUCCUCCAGGUCUCGCUCUCGAUCUCGGUCCCGGAGCUCCUCCCGGUCAUCACACGGGCCUCGUUCCGGAAAAAUGUCUCGAGAUGAGUGGGAAGCGGAGCAAGCACGCCGCGACCUUGAACUUAUGCGCAUCAGCCAGGAUCGUGAAAAAGAGGACCGACGUCGCGAGAAGGAAUAUCGUGAAGAGGCGGAGCUCCGCCUGACUCAGCGCCAGCUUGAAGUAAUCAAGAAACGUGAGGCAGAUGAAGAGGCAGAGAAGCGCAUCAAGAUGGAGAUUGAGUUUAAGCAAAAGGAACUCGAGUUUCAGCGACACAAAGAACGUGAGGCUGAAGAGGAGCAGCAGAAGCGCCUCAGGAUGGAGUUUGAAUUUAAGCAGAAAGAGCUUGAAUUUAAGCGACACAAAGACGCCGAAGCGGCCGCCGACGAGAAGCGAAAGCGUGAUAAAGAAUAUCGUGACGAGGCUGAGCUUCGCCAUGCCCAGCUUGCGCUCGAAGGCAUCAAGAAGCGUGAGGCAGAGGCAGAGUUGGAGAAGCGUAUCAAGAAGGAGAUGGAGUUGAAGCGCCUCAAGGAGGAGGAGGAAGCGGCUGAGGAGAAGCGACGGCGCGACGCCUUGGCUCACGACGCUGUGGAGAGAUAUAAGAAGGCCGAGGCCGACCGCAUUGCUCAUGAACAAAAGAUAAAAGAGCAAAAUGACAAGGAGUACAAGCGCCGCCUACACGACGAUCUCCUCAAGUCGGGCCUUGACGAACACGCUAUCGAGGCUAUCCUCAGCCAGAAGAAGGUGCAAAAGGCCCCGGCCCCGGCCCUGCCCCCGCCUCCGGGCAUGGCUCCGGGAAUGCCUCCCGGAAUGGCUCACCCCCCUGGCAACAUGGCAAUGGUGCCGGCUCUCCCAGCUCCGGAGCUUCAUAUGGAGCGCCACACCUACACGCGAAUGGCACGCAGGUACCUAUCGAUUGAGACGCUGCGCACUUUUAACAUUGAUUUUGAGUUUGACGCUGAUCCCGAGUAUGUCCUAGUCAAGCGCUGGGUCCCCGAAUGGGAGCAAGACCAAUUCUGGGAGCACACCAAGCAAGUCCGAGAGAGGCGAACCAGCAGGACCACCCUCAUGGUCGAAGACACCAGGCACUCGUCUCAUUCUCACCACCGAAGCAAGAGCACAGACGUUGAGAUUGUCCGCAAGAAGUCCAAGCACGACCGCAAGAGGAGCAAGUCUCCGGGACCGCUGCUUAUGUAUUUGGCAGGAGCUCGUCCGUCUUAA